AUGCCUCAACUGGAUAAAUUCACUUAUUUCACACAAUUCUUCUGGUCAUGCCUUUUCCUCUUUACUUUCUAUAUUCCCAUAUGCAAUGAUGGAGAUGGAGUACUUGGGAUCAGCAGAAUUCUAAAACUACGGAACCAACUGGUUUCAAACCGGGGGAACAAAAUCCGGAGCAACGACCCCAACAGUUUGGAAGAUAUCUUUAGAAAAGGUUUUAGCACCGGUGUAUCCUAUAUGUACUCUAGUUUAUUCGAAGUAUCCCAAUGGUGUAACGCCGUCGACUUAUUGGGAAAUAGGAGGAAAAUAACUUUUAGUUAUUCACUCUUUAGUUAUUCACUCUCGGCGGGUGUUCCGACUAAAAUUAGUUCAAAUUCUUUACUCAGAAGAGUAAGGAAUAAUAAAUUGGUUUUCAAAACUCGAAUGGAACGAUUCCGCAGAGUAUUGGGGGAAAUUCUUACGUACCUUCAGCAUUCACCGAAUGCAUCUCCCCAGAUCAAACACCACACCGCCCACAUAUUGAAUCGUGAAAUCGAAGAACAACUAAGUUCUUUGUUUCGAAGUGCGCAGUUUCCACUCCCUCCUGCUACCAAUAUGGAGCAGGUGGUCAAUUUAUUAACGGCAAAUUCGACAUCACUCCCCGAUCUUUUUGAAACCGCCGACAGCCUUCUCGUUCAGGGGGCAGCGAGCCCUCAUUUUGCGAGUGCCUGUACGAUUGUUGCACAAUUAUGGUCCGGGGGCGGGUUCUGA
Messenger RNA from Lathyrus sativus (Indian pea), 744 nucleotides. The record is from the annotation of a GenBank genome assembly. Lineage: Eukaryota; Viridiplantae; Streptophyta; Magnoliopsida; Fabales; Fabaceae.